CGAAAUGCGAGCAAACGGUGUUUAAGAAACCCUGGAAAUAAGAAAAUGAAAAGUGUUACCACGCAAAAAACCGAAUCACACAGCCACGAGGCAAGAAUCGCCAAAACGUCUGUUCAUAGAUGGAAAACAUUUCAACACCGCAGGGCAGCAAAAUGUGCCGAAAACCAUAAAUUUGCCAACAUCGGAGAGUCCAUCGAUGUUAUGCAAAAGGGAGCAAUGGUCAUAAAAUUACGAAGUUCAUCUAAGAAAUAUCCACGAAAGUUCUUCCUCGAUCAACAAUCUUUAAACAUCUGUUGGGCACCUUCCAAAAGAGGAGAUCGUGCGAAAAUUCCAUUAGCGUCUGUGAAGGAAGUUCGCGAAGAUUCCACAACGGAUGCCUUCACUCAGUGCCCAGAAGUUUACACAGAAAAUAGAUGCUUUUCUGUUAUCCAUGGGGACAACUUUUCGACGCUUGACUUGGUAUUCCAGACUCAAGAAGAAUUUUUGCAUUGGACAGUGGGUCUACGUUACUUGUUGGCUAAAAGAUCAGGAAUCUUUCCAGCUGAAGAUGAACCACUUCGGAGGCAGACCUCCCGAGAUCAAUGGUUAAAAGAAGUGUUCCUCUCAGCGGACAAAAGUGGAGAUGGUCUCUUAAGCGUUGAUGAAGUCUUUUCUCUGAUGCACAAACUCAAUGUGAAAAUAUCAAACAGGAAAUUGCGAGAGACAUUUAAGGCAGCAGACACUGAUGAUCAAGAUUCUGAUGGUUUACUGGAUUUCAACGAGUUUAUCAACUUUUAUAAGAGCAUCUCAACCAGAAGGGAGCUUUACCUUCUAUUAUUAAAAUAUGGGAACAGUAAAGAGCACAUGACGGUAGCUGAGUUAAGGAUAUUUUUAGAGAAAGAACAGCAGAUGAAAGAUGUGACAGAGGAGGACUGCUGCAAAAUCAUUCAAACUUACGAACCUGUACAGGAAAACAGAAGUGUAGGCAUUCUUGGAAUCGAUGGUUUCACAAGCUAUUUACUAGGUCCAGAGGGUGAUAUAUUUAAUCCAGACCAUUCCAAAGUUAACCAGGAUAUGACCAGACCUCUGUCUCAUUACUUCAUUGCUUCUUCGCAUAACACCUACCUACUGGGAGAUCAGCUUACAUCUAAUUCAAGUAUGGAUAUCUACGUAAAGGUUCUGCAGUCGGGUUGUCGGUGUAUCGAAAUUGACUGCUGGGAUGGAAAGGAUGGUGAACCUGUGGUUUAUCAUGGCUACACGAUGACAUCCAAAGUGAAAUUCCGUUACAUCAUUCUUAAUAUCAACGACUUUGCCUUCCUUCAUAACAAAUAUCCAGUUAUUCUUUCGUUGGAGAAUCACUGCAGUGUCAGCCAACAAAAAGUUAUGGCGAGUCUUAUGCAAGAUAUUUUUAAAGAUAAACUGAUCUAUGAGACAAGUUUGGAUAGAAAAGAUUUACCCUCACCUCAGAGUUUAAUGGGUAAAAUUCUGAUAAAGGCCAAAAAACUACCAGCCACUUUUGACCAAGGGUUAGAUGAAGGGGAAGUAACAGAAGAAGAUUCGGCCGAUGAAAUGGAGGAGGCUUUUAAAUUCAGAGAUCAUGAGAAUGCGGUAGAACAGAAAGCCAAGAAGCGCAAAUGGCGACGCACCCUUGCGUCCCUACAGCGCCUCCGUUUGAACAAAGAUGACGAAGAAAAUGACGCUCGUGGCGACCUUAGCUCAGCAAUUGUGACGUCCGUGGCUUUAGAAGAACCCAAUUCAGUAGGAACAUCAAAAGGCGUACCAAGGCUUGGAAGAUCGCUGUCUGCAAAAUAUGUCUUUGAUCAGCGUCCUCGUGAUCAGCCGGCAGAAAUAAGAAAAACACAAAGCUUUAGUGAGAAAGAUAAGAAAAUGAGUAGGCGAUCUAAAAAGGUUACCUCCAACGACGAGGAUUUCACAAGAAAAAUUAAGUUAAGCAAGCAGCUUUCUGAUCUUGUUGCCUACACGAGGUCAUCAGCAUUCAAAGGACUGGAUCUUAAUGAGAAUGAUACCCACUGUGAGGUGUGCUCAGUACCUGAAUCAAAAGCUUACAGAUAUGUCGACACAAAAGGCGAGCAAUUCGUGCGUUACACAAGAUAUAAACUUUGCCGAGUAUACCCAGCAGGUUACAGAAUAGACUCCAGCAACCCAAAUCCACAAGCCUUCUGGAACUGUGGCUGCCAACUAGUGGCUCUAAAUUAUCAAACAGAAGGACGAAUGAUGCAGAUAUACAAAGGAAAAUUCAAGUCAAAUGGAAAUUGUGGAUAUGUCCUAAAGCCUGACAUUAUGUGUGAAGCUGAACCUAACUUUGAUCCGAUGACAAGGAAGGAUGUAAGAGGAGUCAGGAAAAAGAUUUGUAAAAUACGGGUUAUAAGUGGCCAACAACUGCCAAAGCCAAAAGACAGCAUCUUAGGAGACCGUGGAGAGAUCAUUGACCCUUACGUGGAGAUUGAAGUGAUAGGUAUCCCAGCAGACAACUGUAAGCGGCGCACAAAAACAAUCAUCGAUAAUGGGUUCAAUCCAGUUUGGGACGAGACUAUCACCUUCGUUCUCACUUUCCCUGAACUGUCCAAUUUCCGUUUUGUCGUUUGGGACGAAGAUCCAAUUGGUAGAGAUUUUAUUGGUCAAGUUAGUUAUCCCUUUUCGAGCCUGAUGCCAGGCUACAGACACGUGCAUCUUGAAGGGAAUCAGCAAGCCUCCAUAUUUGUUCACGUUACAAUUGCUGAUUACAACGGAGAAAAGAUAAUAGAUAGCUUGGAUGUAUUCAAUCCAGAGAGAAGGUAUUCAGGUGGAGUGAAAUUUAAAAGGAGGCAGCGAAGAGACACUACUUUGUUCUAGGGGAAAAAAAAAAACAGAAAGACCAAUCACAGAGAAGUACUGGCAAGGAGUUCUUUGCGGUUAAAUGCUGGAUGCCUUCCUGAGCAGAGAUUUGUGAGCUGAAUGCUAAGGAUAACCCAAACGUUUUUAUCACGACCUAUUUACGAGCUGUGAAUCAUAAGAAACUAUCAAUAUCUAAGAUUUUGAUAUGUAUGGAAUCUGGUGACUAGUAGUCUAGACCGCAAUGUUAUUAACAUGCCCAGAAACAGUUAAAAAACACGUGCUCGAGUGCAUGAGAGAACCGCCAUGUCGAAACUUGUACUCGCUAUGUACUCGUUGUGUUGUUUUACUAAGCGUGGCCGCCCCGUUUUAUUCUAUCACUGUUGGAAGUUUCUGAUUAAGUAUUCGCUGAUUAAAGUCGAUCAAUUCAGUCUUGUAAUUUACACAAUAUGUACAACGAUGAUUUUGUAUUUUUUUCGAUUAAUACCUGUGUAGUUAACAAGAAUAUAUUUCUAAUUUACUCCAGGGUAAAUAUAAGGAUUCUAAGAAAAGUGAAGGAAGUCAGAGUUCCCUUUUGCCGUUUACAGUUGCUGUAUGCGUCGUACUUAAGCUCUGAUGAUGUCAUCCCUGACGCACUCUCUAAGAGAGUGUAUAUCUUUAUUGCAACCAGCUGCUGCAAACACUGGUAGUCUGUAUUUUGUCAACACGAUGAAUUAUUAACUUGAUUUCCUGAUUGACUUUGAUUGACACUAAGUUAUGCAAUUAAGCCACGUGAAUAAGUCUGCUUUCAGAUCAGAUGUUUUAGAUUCGAAGUUACGUUCACGUUUUACUGACCUGUCGCGCUGACCCGUAUUCUGUUAUACCCUGAUCUGUUAUAUCUGUUGCUGACCUGUAUACCGUGAAACAAUCCUACUAGACAUCGCCAAAAAAGUAAGUUAUCAGUGCUUUAAUUCUAGCUAAUAGUUUGACUCGUGUGUUUAUGUAUCGAUAGAUUCUGUUCAGAUUCUCAAAUGUAUUUCAUUCUUUUCUCUAGAUCGAAUAAUAAUAUACUGGAAUAAAUUAUACAAUUUGCGUAAGCUA
Messenger RNA from Stylophora pistillata, 3891 nucleotides. Its product is annotated as 1-phosphatidylinositol 4,5-bisphosphate phosphodiesterase eta-2. Gene Ontology annotation, molecular function: phosphatidylinositol-4,5-bisphosphate phospholipase C activity; calcium ion binding. NCBI's taxonomy places the organism in Eukaryota, Metazoa, Cnidaria, Anthozoa, Scleractinia, Pocilloporidae. Gene Ontology annotation, biological process: phosphatidylinositol metabolic process; phosphatidylinositol-mediated signaling; release of sequestered calcium ion into cytosol. The record is from RefSeq and is a predicted model, not a curated record.